Quercus robur (English oak) is the source of this 480-nucleotide messenger RNA. RefSeq names its product flavonoid 3'-monooxygenase-like. The transcript has a single exon. The record is from RefSeq and is a predicted model, not a curated record. Gene Ontology annotation, molecular function: oxidoreductase activity, acting on paired donors, with incorporation or reduction of molecular oxygen; iron ion binding; monooxygenase activity. Lineage: Eukaryota; Viridiplantae; Streptophyta; Magnoliopsida; Fagales; Fagaceae. The coding region runs from base 1 to 480 and encodes 159 amino acids.
AUGCAACUAAAGUUUGGAUCUUUCCCUGUUGUGGUUGCCUCAUCUGCCCAAAUGGCAAAGGAAUUCCUAAAAACACAUGACCAUGUCUUUGCCUCUAGACCAAAAACUGCCGCUGGCAAGUACACAACUUAUAACUAUCACGACAUCACGUGGUCACCCUAUGGUCCAUAUUGGCUACAAGGCCGUAAGAUUUUCCUCUCUGAACUUUUUAGCUCAAAACAACUCGAGUCUUAUCGAUACAUUCGUGUAGAAGAAAUGCUUGCUUUUUUGUCACGCCUUUGCAUCUUGUCAGGGAAGCCAGUUAUGCUAAAAGACCAUCUCUUCCGUCUUACUCUAAGCAUUAUAAGCAGAAUUGCAUUGGGUAAGAAGUAUGUUAGUGAUGAGUCCAAAUACAAAACCUCGAUAGUGAGACCAGAAGAAUUUCAAGAAAUGUUAGACGAGUUGUUCUUGCUAAAUGCGGUGUUUAAUAUAGGAGACUAG